UUUGUGCUGAAACCUGAAGGCCACAGUUUGUCAGUAGAUAGGAAAAACCAACUAUUCCCAUGUCCAGCGAAUCGGUACGAAUUGAUAAUACAACGUACAGAUACGGGCAGUGUGGUCUUAAGUGCAGCAAUCAGUAAAUUUCCAUAUAAAGUGCCAUAUAACUUAUCAUCGUAUACUUUAUUUAAUGUGACCAUACUUGAUAAAUAUCAAAAAAUAUUUUCCCAAAAAAUUCGUACAUUUGAGAAAGGUGAGUUUGAUUAUAUCUUAAAAGGAUAUGUAUAAUGAACAAUUGGUUUGUAGACAUAAUUCUUUGUGCUGUAUUUUAUAAAUAUAUACUUUUGCAAAUGUUGACAGCCCCAUCGACAGUGUUAAAUUUUAUAAGCAUGAAUGUAUCUGACACGAAUGUUACCUUGUCGUGGAUGGCUCCAACGCAACCAAAUGGGAUCAUAGAGGGAUAUAACGUAGAAUUACAGGUUAUUAAAUAUCUUGGCUGUAAAGACUCUACAUCUGAUUUAAGUAGUAUUAAAACUACACAUCAAACAAAAAAUACAACAAUUACAAUUCACAAUUUACAUCCGUAUGCAUCGUACAGAGCACAGAUCGUAGCUUAUAAUGCACGAUUUGACAGCGAGGUUGUAGAGACAAUCUUUAAUACAAACAAAUCUGAUGUAGCAACGGAAGUAUUCAGUCAAUUAAAAGCACAAGGUUGGAAUUUGACAUGGAAGCCACCAGAAGAUUGUACCACUAUUACGGGACCAUUAGAUGCUAAAAUAAAAAUACGCAGUAUUAAGGACGAUAGCGAAAAUUUCCCCAUAGUAAAAUAUACAAAAUAUACUUAUCUUCCCUUGUAUAAGGCGGAAUUAUACGCUCUCAACCAAUUUGUGGCUAGAGUAUAUGUAAUAAGAGCGAUCAAUGCUGCAGAGAAUCCUUCUGCUUAUCAAGAAAUUGAAUUUGCAGUUCCGCCUGGAGUCCCGCCCCAAGUAACUAAGCUGGACGUUUACGAAAUUGACAAGCACCAAGAUCCCAUGGUUGUAUAUUUGAGAUGGCAAAAGCCAAUUCCACCUCUCAACGGGACAUUACGUGGUUAUAGCAUCCGAUUAUGCAAUAACGUACAUGUGUGCUCUUAUACAGAAGUUCCAUUGACUAAUACUUGCAAAUUAUGGGAUGAUUAUGUUUGCGGAUCUGUUCAGUUGGAAAACAAUAGUUCUUUAACAAUUGAAGUUGUCGCAUACAACAUGGAUGUUCAUAAACCAGGACCUCCAGUUAUAAUACCUCAGAAAAUAUUUGAUAAAAAUCUAUAUCAUGAUAGUCUAAAUCUCAAUCUACAUCCCGCUAAUUUCAUCGUUGUAACUCUUAAUAAUGGCAUCGUGGACCUAUACUGGAAUCAUCCUUGGAAAACGGGUUACACUUUGAAGUAUUUCGGUAUUAAAAUAACUGAAGUUUUCACCAAUCUCUUUAAGCGUUUCGCAUUUUUGAAAGAAAAUGCAAAAGCUGAGAAUGACAUCAUCAUAGUGGUGUCCAAUUAUACGCGCACUUAUAGCAAAAGAGUUUAUUUACAUCCUUCAACAAAAUACUCCAUCAUCAUUAGAGCUUAUACAGUUCCGUACCUAAAUGGCAGAACAUCGUACAAGCAAAUAGAAACACCUUCCAGCUUAAAGUUCGACGGUCCUCUGAAAUAUAUAAUAAACGAUUCCACGAUUUUGUUAAUGAUACCUCCUGUGAAAAAUUAUACGAUAAACAGUAUAAUACACAUCAUAGUAAAAGGACCGUUAGGGCCCAAAGGCUGCAAAGGAUACUUGAAAGUACCUGAAAAUCUGCAAGCGUUAGCAAGCGUAAACGUAUCCCAUAUAGCUUGGGAAGCAGCUAACUUUCCAAUCGAAGAGGCUGGCAAAGUUUUUGCGAUUGGCGACAAUAAAAUGUAUGGGAAAGCCAAGAACUGUCAAGUACAACCUAAAGAAUUAUACGAUAUAACAGUUAUCGUAAGUGAGUAUAAUCAAAGUUUGUAUUUCAAGCCGAUUGCGCUGAGAAUAACUGUCAACACUGAAGUCUCAUCGAUGCGCAACGAAGUGUGGCUCGUACCUGUAAUAUUAAUAAUAUUGAUCGUGUGCAGCGCCGGCGUAGCUCUUACGUUGCGUUGUUUUUAUCAAAGGUAUUAUUUCAUUUAUUUUUAAUUGUAGAAAGCAAAA
Messenger RNA from Ooceraea biroi (clonal raider ant), 2186 nucleotides. Its product is annotated as phosphatidylinositol phosphatase PTPRQ. NCBI's taxonomy places the organism in Eukaryota, Metazoa, Arthropoda, Insecta, Hymenoptera, Formicidae. Gene Ontology annotation, molecular function: protein binding. The record is from RefSeq and is a predicted model, not a curated record.